Brassicogethes aeneus is the source of this 813-nucleotide messenger RNA. Lineage: Eukaryota; Metazoa; Arthropoda; Insecta; Coleoptera; Nitidulidae. The record is from the annotation of a GenBank genome assembly.
AUGAAAAAUUGGCUUCGCAGAGGGAGUGACCCGUCAGUAUCUGCUGCAACUUCCGAAGUUGAUAUUCAGUUAGAGGAUGUUUCUCGCUCUUUUCCCGAUCAAACGGAUCAAGAUUUUUCACAGUCUGAUUUCACAGUGCAAACUUUACCAUCUUUAUCGAUGUGCGAAGAGCAACCUGAACAACUUGAAAAAACAAAGCCAGAAUACGAAGGAUCUAAAUCCCCGCACUCGGAUUCGGAUGAACUGCAAAAAACCGGAUUUGAUUUGACGGACCCAGGCAAUUGGCCAGGGGUAGAAAAAAUGACUGACCAACAACGGUCUUUUUUUAGCAAUCAGGCUGUAUUAUUAGCAGAAAAUUACCCCGAAAACAUUGAAUUUAGAUUUACUGAACGCAAUGGCAGACAUUUAACAUCUUCUAUGUGGUACAGGACGUUGGCUAAUUGCGAAAGGGUUAAAAGAUCUUGGCUUAUAUAUUCUAAGACAAAAAAUGCAAUUUUUUGUACGUGCUGCAAGAUUUACCAGAAACCGUCUUCUACCGCCACAUCUGCAUUGUGUUCUAUAGGGUUUAUUAAUUGGAAAAAAGUUUCAGAGAGAUUAACCGAACACGAGGCAACUCAAAUGCACAAAGAGUGUAUGAUCAAGUGGAAAAGACCGGUACAGCAAAUGAAAUCAUGCCAGGGUAUUGAUCAAGACAUUGAGAGAGUAAUUCACUCAGAGAAAGAAAAAUGGAGACAGAUCCUGCGUAUUGUUAUGGAUGCUGUAUUGUAUCUAUCCACAAACUGCCUUUCUUUUCGCGGGUCCCACGACUCCUAG